AUGGAGUCCCAAUUAGCCGCCAUACGACACGAGUUGUUGAAUGACGGCCAUACGUAUGACUUUGUGGAGGGGACCAUCCCGGCUCCCCUGGCGCCAGAAUUGGUAACAUUCUUCCCCACCGACGGAGCCUACUACGAUUACUUUUCACAUGACAAGGCGGAAACCCUCACCAAGGCCCUGAAUGACCUGACUCGAUUCCUGGAGCUGGAGGGGCCGUACGAUGGGCUCAUCGCCUUCUCGCUGGGCGGAGCGCUAGCAGCCACCUUUUUGAUCCGCGAGGCGGCGCAGCAUCCGCAGCGACCGCUGCCGUUCAAGUGCGCUAUUUUCUUCUGCGGCGGCGCGCCUUUGGAUCCAGUCGCGUUGGAGGAAGCCGGCCAGGUGCGUCUUCUGGAUCCGGACCCAGACACGACCAGACCGGCCCCCCUGGCCGGGCUGCCGACGGCGCAUAUCUGGGGGGCCAAUGAUGACCUUUGGAGGGAUAGAAGCGAGCGGCUGUGCGCGCUCUGUGAUCCUGAGGAGCGGCUUGUGCUGGUGCACGGUGAGGGUCAUUCGAUCCCGGGGGCCAGAGCAAAAGAGGCUUUGUUGGGUGCUGUCCGUGCGAUUAGAAGAACUGUGGGGCGAGUCACUAUGGCCGUGUGA
Molecule: messenger RNA, 639 nt
Organism: Aspergillus homomorphus CBS 101889
Lineage: Eukaryota; Fungi; Ascomycota; Eurotiomycetes; Eurotiales; Aspergillaceae
Exons: 2
Coding region: 1-639 (212 amino acids)
Cellular component (GO): nucleus; cytoplasm
Source: RefSeq, a predicted model, not a curated record